AAUCUGUUAUCACUACAAUGAUACUCAUACGGUAUCAAAUAGAGAUUAUGAAUAUCUCGCUUUUUUAAUUGUCAUAUCACAUAAUUUACAACGGUUUUAUUGACGAUUAUAAAUAAAAUCCCAAAAUCCAGGAAUCUAAGAUUGUUGAAUUGAAGAAAGAAAAAUAAAGUCAAAUAUAUAAAUAUAUAAAAAAGCAGAUAAUGAGUAUUUAGUAGAAAAUGUAUUGCAAAUGGAUAUAUAAUAUAUUGAGAAUUUAAGAUUUGCAAUUUAAUUUCUUUGGGGAGGGGAAUUCUAUUGGAUGAUUUGCAUUGACGUAAGCAACUUUUUCUUAUACAAAACUAUAAUUCAAAAAAUCAUUGUGCUGACAUAUCAAAAAUUUUUAUUCGUUAAAAAUUUGGUCUCUUUUUCUCAUCAUUGGUGAAAAAAGUAACGAAUGUUCUAAUCUAAUUAAUAAUCACACCUUGACUGUUAUUUCAGCCGUGGCGCAUGCCACUGCAGAAAUGACAUCGGCAAUUGCCGCAGUUUGACACACGUAUCGAAUCUUAUUGAGAAGAUCUUAUUCAUCAUAUCUUAUUUACAUAGUGAGCGAGGCCAAAAAUUUGUUUCAUAUAACUAUACACACAGACGAGUUAUCUCACAUGUAAACUAUCGUUUACAUUAACCCUAUCAUUAACCCUAUCAUUAAUCCUGUUAAAUUGCGAUUACGUUAUCAUUUAAGUGAUGUAUAUUAUUAGAUUUCUCGGAUAUGUUGCUUUUUUAAAAUAUAUAUUGCGUUUCAUCAGGAUCGUUUCGAAAGGAAUAACAUACUCGUACUUUUGAAAAAUCCUCGUUUUUUUCUUUUAACGUCUAUGCAACUUGAACGUGUAUAUAAAAGCUGAUGAGUGUUCUUCAACAAUAAUUUCGAUGAAAUCAAUUUCGAAUGGAUAGGUGCUUAUCUAAUAGAUAUGAGAUCGUUAAAAGAGCGCGGGAUGUAAGCUCGUCGAUUAUAUCAUCGCGAAGUGUUGUCGCAUUCACCGCGUUAUCGCGCAAUUAAUGCCCGAGGAAUCAGUCGUAUACAACACGCGUGACACGAUACGAAAAUCUAAAAAUACACAAGGCAGACAUCCAAAGAUACUUCACGGCUCCACUACGCCGGUAUUUCUGUUUUCUCGAUACCCCGCCGGCCCGUUCGCGAAAUUAUCGCGGUCGUCGCUCGCCACCCCCGCAGCUUUUUUGCGAACACAAUGCGACACACCACCACCGGUGAUACCAAACGCAUAUACAGCGAGCGCUAAUAAGCAUACGCCCGCAUGCAGGGGGGAGAAAGAGAAGGAGUGCGAACGUGAAGAAAACGAAGGCAUGAAUCACACUUUCAUUCGCUGUCUCAUUGUCCGUCGGUGCGGGAACAGGAGCUUUCUGUAUUGUGCUUUAUCGCAGGGAAACUGACUCACUUUGCUUCUUUCUCUCUCUUCCUGCCCGUCUGUUUCUCUUUCUCUUCGCGUAUACGUCCACCCAGCAGCAGCUUUGUUACACACGUCUCGUCAUUCUCCGCGGCCUAUGUUUGCGCGAAAAGCCCGAGCAAUCUCAGCAGUCUCUUUGUCACAGCUGUCUGGUAGCAGAUAGCGAGUCCGGCCGUGCCGAUGCAUCGGCACGGAGGAAAAAUACAGCGGCAACGUGUCUUGCUGCAUCCGCAGUCCGCACGGGAAAAUCAUCGGAAGAAGUCGAUCGUUGAACGGAUGCACUCGCGUCUAAAGAAUCUUUUUUUCUUCCCACGAGUAGCGAUUUUAUUUUAAGAGUAUGCGUUUAUUAAUUUUCUAUUUUAAUUAAUAUUUUGGAGUAAAUUCCAGAAAAAAAAGGAAGUGUCGAAGAAUUCCGUUGAAAAAGGUGACUUCUUUAUUCUAAAACCUCUACGUUUAAAUUUCCUCGAGAGCUUUUUAUCGCUAUUAUAGGUGAUUGUUGUUAGUAAGCUACUCUUCCUCCUUCUUAAGGAAUGACUCUUGGAACAGGAACACAAAUUUGUACAACGCAUAAAAGAUUCCUUUAUUUCUCUUUUUAGGAUAGAAAUGAAGGACUCCGAUCGAUUCAUUCUCUUAUGCAAAAAGUCCAUGUUCGAGUUGCUUUUUAUAUAUAAAAUGCGUAGUAAGACCGCUGGACCAAUAAACAUCUUAUGUAAAUCAAUACGGCGACUUUAUGCUGUGGGUCCUAUGCUAUGCUUAAUGCUAUGCAUAUGCUAUGCUAUGCAUUUUGUACAUGUCUGUUCAGGCCUUUGAAAAACGCGCGAUAUGUAUAGUACGAUCUAUGAAUGAGAUAAACGUGUGCAUGCGCCAGAGGCAAUGUAUUUUCGACAACGUUAGUCCCACUUUCUGUAUUUUUAGGCCAACGCUUACGUAGGCUCUUGCGCAAAAAAGAACGAUGCAAUUUGUACGCAUGUGAUCUCAGACCUCGGUCGAUCCCUAGGACGUAGUGGCGUAAUGUCAUCCGACUAUCCGAGCCACCUGGCUCCUGGCUCCGUGGUGAAUCGUCAUAAAUAAAUGACAGUAUAACGAAGGCCUUUUUUGUUUUUGUUGUGACAAGGAACUUUUCGAUUUGCAUUUUGCAUUCGCUCUGUAACUUCGCUGGAACCGGUUUUUUCCUUACAACUCUGAUAUUGCCAAUUCCUAAUCAGAUAAACGAUUAUCAAUAUCAUGUUGUUCUUCUGAGCUUAUCGAUAUAUAUUUUACAAUUGUUGAAUUUAUCUAAAUACAUUAUAUCUUUGAGCGCAACUUGGAUCGUUGAGAUACAACGAGAACCGAAGUGCAUUUUACGUUUUUGAAAGUUUUUCCAAAAAUUAACACAGAGUUGCUUGCCCCCUCGGACUCAUUAGACGAUAGAUUUUAUACGGCCUCCUAGGAUCGUUUAAAUCCGAAAGAUACGUAGAUUCGUGAUGCGCACGAUCGCGUUAAUGCUCACGUCCGCGGGCCCUGAUCUCCCACCAUCGCAAAACCGCAGCAAAGCACGACGGCAAAACGUGCGUUCGUUUACAGCUGUUUGCCAGUCGUCACCGGACCGUCGCCGUGGUGUCUGGCGAAGGUCAUUAACGCUGUCGUGAUUAUCGUCGUCGUUCGCCGCCGCUCGCAUUCCCGCUCGUCAUUGUGUAAUUUUUUUCGGCACCGCAUUUAAAUUGUCUAGCAAUUCGAGAUGGCUGGAACGACGAAAGAUUCCCGUUAUCUCGCGUGAAAUACGCAUCUCGCGACAGAGGAAAGAGUUAAAAGGCAUAGGAGAGAGAGAGAGAGAGAGAAAGAGAAAAAAGGAGUGAUCUCACGACAACGGAAGCUGCGGAUUGAUCUUUCAAUUGAAUCGCGAACGGGUAGCCGGGUAAAACAGUAAAUACAUUAUCAGCGAUAGUGAGAGAGUGAUCCAUCGAAGGAGACCGGCACGAAGAUCAACCGGUUGAAAAAGAGAGUCCUCAAGAUGGGCCUGGCAGACGCGGAUUUGGGCAUGGGUGCAGGAGCAGCGGGUGGUCCCGUCCUGGCUCUCCCUGGUCCAGGAGUCAAUGCCGCCCUCUCACAAACAUGCGCCAUAUGCAGCGAUCGCGCCACGGGGAAGCACUACGGCGCCGCAUCCUGCGAUGGCUGCAAGGGUUUCUUUCGCCGAUCCGUUAGAAAGAAUCAUCAGUACACAUGCAGAUUUCAAAGAAAGUGCCCGAUCGAUAGGGACAAGCGAAAUCAAUGUAGGUACUGCCGAUUACGGAAAUGCUUCAGAGCCGGCAUGAAGAAGGAGGCUGUGCAAAACGAGAGAGACCGGAUAAGCUGUCGGCGACCUAGCAACGAGGAUCCACCUGACAAGAAUAAAGGCCCGUCGAAGGAGGAUGUGGUGAAGGCAGAUGCACGAGCCGAAAUGCUCAGCAAGCAAGUUGGCGGGUUAGAGGUUCCACAAAUAGACAGUUCAAGCAACGAAAUCGAUCUCAGCACGAAGCGAAUAGCUGGAUUGAACGACGUGUGCGACAGCAUGAAAGAGCAAUUGUUGAUCUUGAUCGAGUGGGCCAAGUGUUUCGACGAGUUUAAAGCGUUAUCGCUGGACGACCAAGUCGCGUUGCUGAGGGCCCACGCUGGCGAGCACCUGUUGCUGGGGGUGGCGAGGCGUAGCAGAAACUUUACGGACGUACUAUUACUAGGCAAUGACUGUAUCAUCAUGAGGAAUUGUCCUGUAAUAUCGUUGCAAUUUAUAGAGGGAAACAAUCAACAGGACCUGGACAUUAGCAAGGUGGGCAUCAGGGUGAUGGACGAACUGGUGAAACCGUUUCAGAAGAUUAAGAUCGACGACACGGAGUUCGCUUUUCUCAAAGCUAUCGUGUUCUUUGACCCGAAUGCGAAAGGAUUGAGCGAUCAGAAGACAGUUCGGGAGUUGCGUCACAACAUCCAGAUAAAGCUCGAGAAUCACAUCAGCGAUCACCGCUGCGAUCUGCCAGGACACUUCGGCGAUAUUCUAUUGAUGUUACCGGCUCUGCAAUCGAUCUCGUGGCAGAUGGUCGAGCAGAUCCAAUUCGUCAGGCUGUUCGGAGUGGCGCACAUCGACAACCUGCUUCAGGAGAUAUUCCUGGGCGGCACCACAUCAGACAUGAACGGCACCGCCACGCCUUUAGCGAUCUCGAACACCGCGCCGGGCAGUUAUAUGAGCAGCAACGAGAGCCCCAGCAGUCCCCUGACGCCGGCGAACACUGGCAAUCUGAGCCCGCAAACCGAUCAGAUGCCCGUUAUGAUUCUGAGGGAUCUCACGCCGAACCAGGACUUCAGAUAUUUCAAGCAAGAGCCCAGCCUCGAGCCGGAGACCAGCUUCUGACUAGCUUCAUGAGCUGGGCUCAUGAAUAGCCAACGACAUUCUGCUCAAAAAUUGUUGCUCAAUUAAUAAAACGGCACAUAUUAUGUUAGUCGAAUCAAAUGUGAUCGUUGGCGUUGAUCUACAAAAUACGGCAGGGAGGGAGACGAGAUGUGUGUCGUAACGUGUCAAGAGCUACCACGAAAAAAUAUUUAGAUUUAUAUAAUUAUAAAUUUAACGGCGCGGCAUGCUCUGCCGUUACAUUUAUAAUCAUAUCCCGUUUUCUUUGCGGCUCACGAUUAACUAAGGCCCGCACUUGUACAGAUAACGAUUAAUCGCCGACCAAGACGAAUGUGAUAAGCGAUAAGAUCGUGUUUUGCCACUAUUAUUGCUACUGUUGCGACAGUAUUCUGGCCGUUUCCGAAAUCCGGGCUAGGGCUAGAGAUCAAAAAUAAUGCGCGUAAUACAACCGUGCAAUUGACAAUAUUAAUUAUUAGCGACUAACUUGGAGCAGGAAUUGAAACUGAUGCAAUUUUGGUGGAUCUCCAUUGAUAUAUAAAAAUUUAAGACUUUUAGCUUUGUCACAAGUAAUUGUAGCAUUUCCAUUAUGCGUUAUUAUAAUUUUAAAAAGGCUCGAUUUUACAUCUUAUUGCUAUCGAAAUUCGAAUUCAGCGAAAUAAUAUCAGUUUCAAAACUUGAUUUAGAAAAUAGAAAGUAAGGCCACAUCCGAUGUAUGUACUAUUAUUUUUGUACACACACAAAAGUAUGUACACAAGUCGAGUUAAGUAAUCAAAAACAAUAGAAAACAUCAAGUAUUGAUGUAAUGAGAAACAUAUUUUUUUCUACUAUUCCGUUUAGUUCGCGAAUCGGAUAAAUAGCGUUAUUGUAAUUCGUGAUGUAGUGUAAAUAGCAUGAUACAGCAAUGUUUAACGAUAUAUAUAACAUUCCAAGUAUAUAUAUAAUUAUUGUAUCGAUAUAGAUAGUAGCGUUAUAGAUAGUCUUAUAAAAUAGCUGAUGGGACACGCGCACUAACAUAAUCAUCGAGUACGGGAUCCCUGCAAAAUGAAAAAUGCGCCAUUACAAUGCAAUUUACUUUAGUAACGUAGUGAUGAGGAGUGUACAGGUUGGCCAUUCUGCGCGUGCAAAUGUCGAGCGGUAAGCCGGUCUGCCACAGCGGCUGUGCCUAAUAAAAAAAAAAAAAAAAUAGCUAGCUGCAUCUUAUCACGAUGUUAAGUAGUCGUUAGAGCGAAAUGUCAACGAUGACAUUUAUGGCCGGAUAGAAAGCAAUAGCAUAAUAAUCAGAUAACAAGUAAAGUUAACAAGA
Solenopsis invicta (red fire ant) is the source of this 6097-nucleotide messenger RNA. It is a transcript of the gene Hnf4, whose product is annotated as hepatocyte nuclear factor 4-gamma. Gene Ontology annotation, molecular function: zinc ion binding; RNA polymerase II cis-regulatory region sequence-specific DNA binding; nuclear receptor activity. The record is from RefSeq and is a predicted model, not a curated record. The coding region runs from base 3430 to 4797 and encodes 455 amino acids. Gene Ontology annotation, biological process: anatomical structure development; regulation of transcription by RNA polymerase II; cell differentiation. The transcript is spliced from 7 exons. NCBI's taxonomy places the organism in Eukaryota, Metazoa, Arthropoda, Insecta, Hymenoptera, Formicidae.